Trichoderma asperellum CBS 433.97 is the source of this 1107-nucleotide messenger RNA. RefSeq lists its product as uncharacterized. Gene Ontology annotation, biological process: proteasome-mediated ubiquitin-dependent protein catabolic process; negative regulation of gluconeogenesis; protein targeting to vacuole. Lineage: Eukaryota; Fungi; Ascomycota; Sordariomycetes; Hypocreales; Hypocreaceae. Gene Ontology annotation, cellular component: GID complex. The record is from RefSeq and is a predicted model, not a curated record.
AUGCCGACUCCAUCCUCCAAUCCGCCUCCUGAUCAAUCCUCUCCGCCCCCCUACGGCUUCUCGACAUGUCCUGAAGAUCAACCACAUCCCUCACGAGCUGCUCGUCAGACACAAGACGGAGCGCGACCGACGUCGGACACAGAAGUCAGUCAGAGCUCGUCGACAAGCAUUGCCUCACCUACAGCCCAUUCGUCCGAGACUUCUCACGACGAUCUAGCCGCAGAAGAGUCGGUGUUAAUAGACGGCCAAACUUCUGCUGGAGCUUCGCCCAUGGAUACUUCAGCAUCUCUGCGGCCGCUAUCUAGCGGGACGGUUGCGACCUCUCCCAUAUCGAGUGAACGAGACGAUGACCUCAAACACCAAGGAGUCGACCCAAGCGGUCGCUUAAGCCGAGAGUCGUCCACCUUGUCGGGGACCCUGCAGGUCGACAACUCGGACUCGUACCAGCGUGAGCCCGACUCAUUGGAAUGGCUCGAGCAGGAAGAUGAAUACAACGCCCCGCCCAUGCCAUCUGACUGCACAUAUAUAAGGAAAAUUCCCAUCUCUGCGUCAUCAUUCCUCCGACCUGGAAGCAAGUUCCGCGGCACACAGCAAUCUGAAAGACAGGUCUACGAAGUCCAGGUCGAGAUCAAGCAUGUUGACCUGCGCGAAUCCUUCCUCUGCGGUUACUUGCGCAUCCAAGGACUGACCGAGGACCACCCGACACUCACCACCUAUUUCGAGGGAGAAAUCAUCGGCACAAAGUACAACUUCUUCACCAAGCACGAUGACUGGGGCGCAAACUACAAAGUGGACAUUAGCCACUGGUCCAAGUUUAGCGCUUUCCGGCCGUACCAGAAGAUAGCCCGCAAGGGUCCCAUCACCAUCACUGACCUGGCACAAAGAGAUCACAUUUUCAUGCGGUGGAAGGAGCAUUUCUUAGUUCCAGACCACCGAGUGCGAACAAUAAUUGGAGCUUCUUUUGAAGGCUUCUAUUACAUUUGUUUCAACCAAGUCAAGGGAGAAAUAAGUGGAAUCUAUUUUCACUCCAAGAGCGAAAAGUUCCAACAGCUGGAGUUGAAGCAUGUCCCCGACCGAGGAUGUUUCAGUGCCAUGGAGUUUCGGUAA